CCCUGGAGGGCGGAGAAGAGAAACAGGUCUGAGAUAACAAAGUAGAUGACAAACCGGGAAAGGGCUGAGAAGUGUGCAAACGGUUUAAACGCGGCGCUCAAAGUAAUCGAAGAUGAAAAUCGAUAUUCAUAAUCACAUAUUACCGAAGGAAUGGCCCAAUCUGAAGGAGCGGUACGGCUAUGAUGGAUGGGUUCAACUGCACCACCACUGCAAAGGAGAAGCUAAAAUGAUGAAAGAUGGGAAAGUGUUCCGCGUGGUGCAGGAGAACUGCUGGGAUCCAGCAGUACGCAUCCGAGAUAUGGAUAAGUAUGGAGUAACUGUGCAGGUCCUCUCCACCGUCCCCAUCAUGUUCAGUUACUGGGCCAAGCCUCACGACGCCCUGGAUCUCUGCCACAUUCUGAACGACGACCUGGCAGCCACAGUGCGCCAGCGCCCGCGGCGGUUCGUGGGCCUGGGGACUCUGCCCAUGCAGGCCCCGGACCUGGCCGUGCAGGAGCUGCGGCGCUGUGUGCUGGAGCUGGGGUUCCCCGGCGUGCAGCUGGGCUCCCACGUCAACCGCUGGGACCUGAGCGCGCCCGAGCUCGGCCCAGUCUACGCAGCUGCUGAAGAGCUGAACUGCUCCUUAUUCAUUCAUCCCUGGGACAUGCAAACUGAUGGAAGGAUGUCUAAAUACUGGCUCCCCUGGCUGGUGGGAAUGCCAGCAGAGACCACAACAGCUAUCUGCUCCAUGAUCUUUGGGGGCGUAUUUGAGAAAUUUCCCAAGCUUAAAGUCUGUUUUGCUCAUGGAGGAGGAUCCUUCCCCUACACAAUUGGACGAAUUGAGCACGGAUUUAAAGUUCGUCCAGAUCUGUGUGCCGUAGAUAACAACAUCAAUCCCAGGAAAUAUCUUGACUCGUUUUAUACGGAUUCCCUUGUCCAUGACCCUCAGGCACUGAAGCUUCUUCUUGAAGUGGUUGGAAAGGAUAAGGUCAUGCUUGGUACAGACUACCCAUUUCCCCUGGGAGAACUUGAGCCAGGAUCUCUGAUAGAAUCAAUGAGUGAAUUUGACUGCGUGUUAAAGGAUAAACUUUUAGCAGAGAACGCUCUGGAGUUUUUGGGCCUUCAUAGAAGCCAGUUUGAGUGAUCCCAAAGACACCUGAUUAUUACAUGAUGAGAUUACAACCUAAAUUUCUAAUCACCAGAGUGAUUCAUACUGAAGAUCUAUAGAACUGUAUGGAAAUUAAUUUAAUUAACUGUAUUUCUCUAUCUGAUAGCUGUUAAACGGCACAUAAUAAAAAAUAACAUUUUGGUUCUACUAGAAGACAUCUCUUCUCUUCCAACUGAUGUACUUGUACCACACGAAUAAGCAAUUAAUGUGAAAAAAAAAACACUGUAGGUUUUUCAUACAAAAAUAAAUCUUCCACAAUGCACUGCC
Molecule: messenger RNA, 1414 nt
Organism: Lepisosteus oculatus (spotted gar)
Lineage: Eukaryota; Metazoa; Chordata; Actinopteri; Semionotiformes; Lepisosteidae
Gene: acmsd
Product: aminocarboxymuconate semialdehyde decarboxylase
Biological process (GO): secondary metabolic process
Cellular component (GO): cytoplasm; cytosol
Molecular function (GO): carboxy-lyase activity; hydrolase activity
Source: RefSeq, a predicted model, not a curated record